Messenger RNA from Vitrella brassicaformis, 1458 nucleotides. The record is from the annotation of a GenBank genome assembly. NCBI's taxonomy places the organism in Eukaryota, Vitrellaceae.
CACCGGCAGGUGCAGCUCUCCAUCCGGUUGGGGGGCUUCGGUUGGUGUCGUCUGCGCGUGUCGCGCCGGCUGCUUACCUGAGGUCCGUGGUCGUCACCGUGGGGGAUGUGUGGGAUCGUUUCUGUGAGCAACCUUACAUGCCUAAGUCUGAAGCCUCUCUUCUCCAGCUGGGAUGGCUCGUCUCGGCGGUAUUUGCCCGCAUCGAUUUCUCCGCAUCCCUCCCCUUUAUCGCCAUCCCCCCUAUCGCGCAGCUCAUCGCACGCUCGCAGGCUCGGCUGCAGCAGAAGAUCUCUGAAGCCCUCGCACAGAAGGACUUCAACACCCUCUUCGAGUCCUUCCCGGCUGGUAGCCGUGGUCGAUGCCGCCUUCUCUCCUGCCUGGGGCCUUUGUCGUCUGGCUGGCUGUCGGCCAUCCCCGCAUAUACCCGAGGUGACAAGCGCAAGUGCCUGAACAACUACGCCUACCGCCUCGCCACGGCUCUCACCCUUGGCAUCACUUUCCCCCUCGCCAGCCUCGCAUCGUCAUGCUCGUGCGGAGCGGCCAUCGACGCCUUGGGGGACCACUUCUUUCUCUGCAGCCGCGCGACGGCGGAGCGCGUGUUCAAGCACAACACUCUGCUGGACGUCUUCAAGGCCAUCCUUGUGGAGAUGGGCAUCACGGCUGUCACAGAAGUGCCCCUGCGCUUUCUCGACAUCACCCUUCCAAACGCCCAGCCCAACAGUCAGCGCAUGGACCUCUUCUUCCCCAUCGACGGCGAAAGUGUCCUGUGCGACGUCACGGUGGUCCAUCCGUAUCGGCCCGAGAACUCCACCGCCCACCACACUCAGGUCAACCGCAGGCAUGCACGUCGGCCGGGCGGCGUUGCAGUUGCGGGGGCGGAGCGGGACAAGGACUGCAAGUACGGUGCCAACUGUCGGCAGAAGGGCUACACGUUCGUGCCUCUAGCGGCGGAGACGUUCGGCCGUUGGGGUGGAGAGACCCUCACCCUGCUUCGCCGCCUGGCACGACGCCGCGUCGCCCCACCCGCCAGCUCUGCAGAAGAUCGUGCGUUUUUUCAUGAGGGUGUCAUGAACCAUUGGGGGCAGUUUUUGUCGGUAGCGCUGAUGUGUUGGAAUGCUUUUCAAGUGUCCUGCCGCACACACUAUGCGGCCGAUGCUCGGACACAGCAAUGGGCAGGUCUGUUUUCUGAGGACCUCGUCUCUCGAGGGCCCUACAGGGCGCAAACCCGCACGUUUGCAUGCCAGGACCGGCCGUGAGGGAUUUGUUUGGGAACGUGAUGUUAAGGGUUGGGUUUGGGCUGCAUGGUGGUUUGAUGGUGCGUGCGCUAGUCGCUUAUGUGAUUGCGUUUGAUAGGCUGUUCGGUUUGUAUCGGACUGCUGCUGCCAAUGUGCGAGUACAUUGCCGACUAUAGAUCAGAUGUGCUGGUCGCCGAUGCUUCUGUGAAAGCGAAUUCGACAG